Molecule: messenger RNA, 5062 nt
Organism: Elgaria multicarinata webbii
Lineage: Eukaryota; Metazoa; Chordata; Lepidosauria; Squamata; Anguidae
Gene: EPB41L2
Product: erythrocyte membrane protein band 4.1 like 2
Exons: 24
Coding region: 74-3856 (1260 amino acids)
Biological process (GO): cortical actin cytoskeleton organization
Cellular component (GO): cytoskeleton; plasma membrane
Molecular function (GO): actin binding; structural molecule activity
Source: RefSeq, a predicted model, not a curated record
AUUGCUUUUAAUGACAAGAAGUUACACAACACUGGUUUGAUAUGCAGAGCAAAAAUAACGGCAUCCUGUGACCAUGACGACUGAAGUUAGUUCAGAAACGGAAGUAAAGGAAUCGGACAAGCUGGGAACAAACACAGCAAAGGAAAAUGCUGGGGAUGCACCAGAGAGUAAAAAAGAACAGGCAACUGAAAUAGAAGAAGGCUCUCCUGCCCCCAAAACUCCAGCUAGCCAAAGUAGCCCUAGUAGCUCAGGAGGAAAGGGUAUUUCUCGCUUCAUCCCCCCAUGGCUUAAGAAACAAAAAUCAUACAGCUUGGCAGAACCCAAAGAUGAAAUGAAAAAACAGCCUCCAGUGUCAGAGGAAGAGACAGUAGCAGAAGACAGUGAAUGCUCUCUUCCAGAAGAGGCAGCUCAGUCCAAGGGAAAACGGGAGGAUGUUACUGAGAAUCUGCAAGAAGCUGUGGAUGACAAAGAAGAAAAACUUGCUCCUGUGAAAGAAGACAGUAACGAAAUUGUUUCGGAAGUGAAGGAAACUAAUCAAGAUGCAGAGGAAAGCAAAAGGGAGACCAAAGAAGUACAGACAGGUGAAGUCCAAAUGGAGAAAGCUGUUCAAAGAACACCUAAGAGGAUGAGAACUGUCCAGUGUAAAGUGGUGCUCUUAGAUGGCACAGAAUACGACUGUGACCUUGAGAAAAAGGCUAAAGGCCAGGUGCUAUUUGACAAGGUGUGUGGACAUCUUAAUUUACUGGAAAAGGACUAUUUUGGUUUGCUGUUUCAAGACCACUCAGACCAGAAGAAUUGGCUUGAUCCUUCAAAGGAAAUCAAGAGGCAAAUUCGCAGUUUGCCAUGGCUAUUCAACUUUAAUGUGAAGUUUUAUCCACCUGAUCCUUCACAGUUAACAGAAGACAUCACCAGGUAUUUUCUGUGCUUGCAGCUUCGUCAUGAUAUUGCUUCUGGGCGUCUACCAUGUUCCUUUGUGACUCAUGCUCUCCUUGGUUCAUAUACUCUGCAAGCUGAACUAGGUGACUAUGAUCCAGAGGAGCACAACAAUGACUACAUAGGGGAAUUCCAGUUUGCACCUAACCAGACAAAAGAGAUGGAAGAAAAAGUAGUAGAGUUACAUAAAACACACAGGGGUUUGACUCCGGCGCAGGCAGAUUCCCAAUUCUUAGAAAAUGCCAAAAGACUUUCCAUGUAUGGAGUGGAUUUACACCAUGCUAAGGAUUCUGAAGGUGUAGACAUCAUGCUGGGUGUGUGUGCCAAUGGGUUACUCAUUUACAAGGACAGACUCCGGAUCAACCGUUUUGCUUGGCCCAAAAUUUUGAAGAUUUCUUAUAAACGCAGUAACUUCUAUAUUAAAGUCAGACCGACUGAGUUGGAACAGUUCGAGAGUACUAUUGGUUUUAAGCUGCCAAACCAUCGCGCUGCGAAGAGGUUAUGGAAAGUUUGUGUCGAGCAUCAUACUUUUUAUAGACUUGUAUCACCAGAACAACCUCCAAAGGCCAAAUUCCUGACAAUGGGUUCUAAGUUCCGCUACAGUGGGCGUACUCAAGCACAGACACGGCAAGCUAGCAAUCUUAUAGACAGACCUGCUCCAUACUUUGAACGGACCUCAAGCAAACGUGUUUCCAGAAGCCUUGAUGGUGCUCCAGUAGGUAUCGCAGACCAGAGCCUGCUUAAGGAUUUCUCUGCUACAGCAAUGGUAUCUGCUGGUGAUAGGAUCUUUGAAGCUGCUGGACAGUCCAAAUUAAAAGAUGGGGAAGGUAGAGAUGUGGAUGCUAAAAUGCCACAGUUAGAAGAUGGAAAGCCUGCAUACAUGCUUCAUCUUUCACUUCCCAUUCACUCUGCUUCAUCCUGCCCCCCAAACCUACCUGCUAUCCCUGAAAUGGACAUGCUUUCAGACAUUUCAGAGCAUGAUGGUUUUGGUAAGCCUACGUAUACACCCUCAGACAGCAUGAGCUUCAGUCCUUCGAAAGAAACACCAGCCCAUGGCAGAAAUGAAGAAAAGUCCCUAACUAAUAGCCUGGAACAUAUGAAUCUCUUGGUAACUGGCCAUUGUCUUCCUCUUACAAUAGAGAGAGGAGCUCAUAAAAUUAGUGAUUAUAAAAAUACCGUGACUAGCUUUCCAUUUAAUUUGAGCAAAUGCUUUCCUUUUAGUUUCCCUUCUAUGCUUGAUGAGGAUGGCUACAUUAGCUUUCCUAGCCUUCCAGAGGUUUGCAUUUCCUUCCUCCCACCUGGCAUUCAGCACUAUGUCCCCAUUACUUCUCCCUCGUUUAUCCCCUCUUUCCUCCUCACCUUUGUGCUGCUUCUCUCCACUUUCCAGUCUAUUCUUUUCUCACUCACAUUGUCCCUUCCUGUUGCUCUGUCCCUCUGCUACCUGGAGCCUAAGGCAACUUCUCUGAGCACCUCUAAUGACACUGCCCUAAAAGACAAAGCUGAGGAGGAAGAGGCGGAGACGGAAGAAGAGGAAAUUCACAAGAAGACUUAUUCCUUGAAAGUAAAUGGGGAAAAUAUUUAUGUCAGACAUAGCAAUUUAAUGUUGGAGGACCUGGAUAAGACCCAGGAUGAAUUACUGAAGCAUCAGGCUAGCAUUAGUGAACUCAAGCGCAAUUUUAUGGAAUCUACUCCUGAGCCACGCCCCAAUGAAUGGGAAAAGCGGCGUAUCACACCUCUGUCUCUACAGACACAAGGGAGCCUAGAAGAGGAGAUAGCAUCAAUUUUAUUUAGUAAAGAGGGUUUUUCCACUAGCAUGAAAUCUGGCUUCACUUCAGCUACCUUGUGGACAGCAGAGGGCACUGCUGUGAAAGAUAAUAUACCUUCUGAAAAGCUUUCUGCCUCGCCUUUCUCUCAGCUGCCUGAGAAAUUUAAUCCCCAAACAGAAGAGCCUUCCAGUGGAACUAGCAGGACUAUUAAGAGUUCACAUGAGACUCUGAACCUAGUGGAGAAGAAGCAGGCAGAGGUUGGGAUAGAAGAGGCAAUAGUCACAGACAAUACCAGCAGAGGCAAAAUACAAGUCGUCUCUGGUGGGGAAAAUCUGAAGAUGGAGCAUCUGUCGAAAAAGGACUCUUCAUCAUUGUCAUCAGAUAGCAGCAGUAGUGAAAGUGAAGAUGAAGUAGGAGAGUAUCAGCCACACCAACAGAUGACUCAGGAUGCCAUAAAAGAAGUAGAAGAAAAUGAAGAUACCAAAGAGGAGGAGAAGCACAAAGUACAGGCAGUGGUGUGUUUGGAAAUUUCACAAGAAGUCAGCCCAGUUCAAGUGACGGAUGAGCACGUGCAAGUGAGGGAAACUUUACUCAAGACAAAUGAAGUAUCCACAAAGACAUCUGAAGAGACAAACCUGACAAAACUGGAUAAACAAGGCCCAAAAGAAGAGAGGGAGGAAGAGCAGUUCAAAGUAAAUGGAGAGGCAUCGCAUAUUGACAUUGAUAUCUCACCACAAAUAAUUUGUUGCUCUGAGCCUCCAGUGGUUAAAACUGAGAUGGUGACCAUUUCAGAUGCUUCACAGAGAACUGAAAUAUCCACCAAGGAAGUACCAAUUGUUCAGACAGAGACUAAAACGAUCACAUAUGAAUCUCCCCAGUUUGAUGGCAGUGGUGAUGCGGGUGUGCUGUUGAGUGCACAGACGAUCACUUCAGAAUCUCUUUCUACAACCACAACCACACACAUCACUAAGACUGUAAAAGGUGGUGUGUCAGAAACCAGAAUUGAAAAGCGGAUUGUUAUCACUGGAGAUGCAGACCUUGACCAUGACCAGGCAUUGGCACAAGCCAUUAAAGAAGCCAAAGAGCAGCAUCCUGACAUGUCUGUAACAAGAGUAGUGGUGCAUAAGGAGACAGAACUUGAAGAAGCAGCAGAAUAAGAAUUAUGAAGAAUGAUUUGUGACUAUGAAGAACUUCAGUCAUUCCAAGUUGGUGUCCCUACCACUAUUUCGAUGAAUUCACCGAGCCUGGCGCCAGCGACCAGACAUUUCCAAAAUGAAUCACCAACACCAAACCUUAUCUUCUCUCAUCCUUUACCAUGUAUGUUUUUAAUUUUAUAACCACUUCUUAACAUUCUUGGCUUUUUUAUGAGGUUUAGAGAUUUAUUAUUUUUUGCACAAUUCCCUGCCAUUUUUAUAUAACUGAUUCCUGAUUGCAUGAAAGUGAACAAAAAUAUUUAGUAUGCACUGUUCACUUGAGUAAUUGUAAUAUGCAGGAAGGAGAGAAUCUUUGACUAAUUUAGAUAUAGCCUUUUCAAAAUAUUUCAAUUAAAGCCUCUUACUGGAAUACCUUAGUUUUUUCAGAUUAUUCAGGUAAAUAAAAUGUUAAAUAAUAUAAGAGAGACAUUGUUUUUAUUAAAAAGAAUUACAAAGCUUUCCUGUAACUUGGUGGGAAACAUAAAUUAAAAUUUGUAUGGAUUUUAUACAGACUCCUUAUAACUUUCUCUGUUCUGGGGGUCUCCCACUUUGAGGAGAACUGGUGCUGAUAUAAUAUAGAAGAGAGAGAGUUAUAAUGUUGUUUCUACUGACUGAGCACUGUUCUAGUAACCUUUUUGCACUUCACUGCCAUUGUUCAAUUCCUUCGUAGACACUUUGUGGUCUGCAACAUUCCAGACAAUGUUGGAAGGACUUUGGUCUCUUCUCUUCCAACAAAGAUAAUCUAGGCAGCUUAAAACCUUAGUGCUUUUCUCUUAACAUGUUAAAUGUUAAACACUUUGAUUAUGUGCAGAAUGCUUGCAUUGCAAAAACAACCCUUGGUCUCCCUGUUAUAACUGACACUUUUGUUGAGCAGUUACCUGUUUCGAAGUAGUUUGCCUAAUAGCAUGUACAGGUUUUAAAGACAUUGAGGAACCAGGGAUGCAGCCUAAGGCUUGUUGUAAGUAGUAUGGGAACCAACUUUAUAGCGUGAGGCUGCCCACCACUGAGGAAGUCUGUAUGAUAGCUGUUAACUACGUCUGUUUUCCCCUCUACUGUUCACCUUAUGUAUAGUUAUGAUGCCAUAUUAAAUUUAUAGCAGCUUAAAGUUGUAUUAAGUGAUAUUUUGCUUUCUGUAAUACUAUUAUAAAUAAAGUUCGUUUAUUCUCUAAA